AUGUCGUCCAUCAUGGAUGAAAGGGUGACUGACGAGAUCGAGGCUCUAGAAGCAAUUUUAAUGGAUGAUGUGGUGAUAAAACGAGUGGGGGAGGUUCCUCAAGUCAUCGAGACCGUCCUCCACCCGUCAACGGGUGACGAUGUGGAGCAGCAGUACGUUUGUGUGACGCUUGUAGUAAAGUUGACACCAGGCUAUCCUGAUAGCAUACCUGAGGUAACGCUUAGGAAUCCGCGAGGCCUCGACGAUGAUAUACUGGCGAACAUCCACGUACAAAUCAGGGAGAAAAUAGCUGACUGUCUUGGAUCACCCGUCAUUUUUGAACUGAUUGAGCUCAUUCGGGAUUGUCUUACGGAAUGCAACUUGCCAAGUGGUCAGUGCAUGAUCUGUCUCUUUGGGUUCUGUAAGGGAGACCAUUUCGUGAGGACCCAAUGCUAUCACUAUUUCCAUAGCCAUUGCUUGGCUCUUCACCUGAUUUCUGGCAGGCGGUAUCAUGAGGAGGAGAAAUCGGUGCUACCAGCUUGGCAACAGGCGACUAAAGAGCCUUUCAAGGAGAUGUGCCCAGUGUGCCGCGUCAUCCUGAUCAACAUCGACGUAGACGCGCUGGCCAAGGCCCCGCCACCGAUGGCCUCGUUCACUGCACCAGCAUUCCACUUGACUGAAGAGUUAAAGGCGCUGCAACGUGAGAUGGCUAAGAUGAUGGCCUACCAAAUGGCCAAGGGUGGCAUCAUUGGGUGCAAUGACCCCGGCCCACCACCGCUCACCAUCACCACUCCUGAGGACAACGAGAAUAAUGUGAAUAACACUUCUCCAACGGCUGCCCCGGAGGUGGUGAAGGCUCCAAACAACAACGCGAUCAACUGCAACGCGCGCCAGACUGGCAACUCCUCCAAUGAUAACUCCGCUCCCGGCUCCCCCGCGCGCCCUGCCUACCGCGGCCCCUACAGGGGUUUCAACCGCCGCGGCAAGCCGGGGCGGCGCGGGCGCGGCGCUGCGCGGUGA
This is a messenger RNA of Spodoptera littoralis (African cotton leafworm), 999 nucleotides long. NCBI's taxonomy places the organism in Eukaryota, Metazoa, Arthropoda, Insecta, Lepidoptera, Noctuidae. The record is from the annotation of a GenBank genome assembly.